Molecule: messenger RNA, 465 nt
Organism: Ricinus communis (castor bean)
Lineage: Eukaryota; Viridiplantae; Streptophyta; Magnoliopsida; Malpighiales; Euphorbiaceae
Exons: 4
Coding region: 1-465 (154 amino acids)
Source: RefSeq, a predicted model, not a curated record
AUGGUAGUUCAGACAUUAAGGGAGCAUCAGUUGUACGCUAAGUUCUCCAAGUGCGAGUUUUGGUUAGAAAGCGUUGCUUUUCUAGGUCACGUUAUGUCUAGAGAUGGUAAAGCGAAUGUCGUGGCAGAUGCCUUGAGCAGGAAGUCAGUAUGUAGUCUUACUCAUAUCAGUGCGGAGAAGAGACAUCUGACCAAAGAGCUGCAAGAAUUAAUCAGGAUGGGUACUAGGCUGUGUGUUCCCGAUGUGGAUAAUCUUAGGAAGGAGAUUUUAGAUGAGGCUCACUGUAUAGCUUACUGCGUGCAUCCAGGCUCUACCAAGAUGUAUCACAAUUUGAAUGGCAAUUAUUGGUGGAGUGGAAUGAAAAGGGAUGUGGAAGAGUUUGUCUCCAAGUGUUUGACGUAUCAACAGGUGAAAUUGGAGCAUCUGAAGCCAUCAAAGUUGUUAGAACUACUUCCCAUACCAUAG